GCUGUAACCCGGAAGUGUGAUCGUUUCAAUUUUUGUGAAAACCCGGAGCAGAUUUGAAAUUCUCUUGCUGUGAACAUGGUCGCCCCAUCUCAGUAUAUCCUACCUAACGAUCUUCCGGUUGCUCUGCUUGACUGCAGUGAGGCCUUUCUAUUGUUAUCAGCCGAGGAGAAGCUGUACACCCACUAUCUGUCUCGUGCAUCGUUUUAUGGGGGGUUGAUUGUCCUGUUUCAGACCUCCCCUGAAUCUCCAGCCAUAUACAUCCUGCUGAACAGACUUUUCAGGAGUCAAGAGCCUGGUGAACUGAAGGAUGUUGCUGUGGGCCAGGGUCUAAAUGAGGAUGAAUACCAGGCUUUCCUAGUUUAUGCCACUGGUUUUUUUGCCAACAUGGGUAACUACAAAUCAUUCGGGGACACAAAAUUUGUGCCUAAUGUACCCAGGGAGAAAUUAGAAAAGCUCGUGCGUGCAAGUAAUGCUUUUGCCAAAGAUCCUGAAGGAAUGGAUUCAUUGUGGAGAAUGGUUUCAGAUCGCAUGUAUUCCCUGGAGCCAUCAGAAAGGCAGCUGGGACUGGGCGACCAAGGGAUAUCUACAUAUUUCUCUGGGAACUGCACUUUGGAAGAUGCUGAACUAGCUCAGAGAUUCCUGGACUCAAAGAGUAUUAGCGCUUACAACACUCGGCUGUUUAAGACUGUGGAUGAAUCUGGCAAGAACCUCUAUGAGGUGCGGUUGGCUUCUGUCAACAGAGAAGAGAUGGCAGCUCCACCAUCUGAUAUGUCUAAGAUUUUGGGAUCAUUUGAGUAUGAAGGUCAUCAGAUGCGUGUCACGCGGGGUGAUUACUCACCUUUGCUACGCAGAGUAAGCGAGAACCUGGAAAAUGCCAAGGCUUAUGCAUCCAACGACAACCAGAGACAAAUGCUACAUGAAUAUGGGCAAAGCUUCCGGGAAGGAUUAAUCAAGGCACAUAAAGAGGGGUCUAAAUACUGGGUGCAAGACAAAGGGCCAAUAGUAGAAAGUUACAUCGGGUUCAUUGAAAGUUAUAGAGACCCAUUUGGAUCUCGCGGGGAGUUUGAAGGCUUUGUGGCUGUAGUCAAUAAAUCUGUGAGUGCUCGAUUUGCUCAGCUGGUCUCUGUGGCCGAAAAACUUGUUUCUUCUCUCCCGUGGCCAGCUUGCUAUGAGAAGGAUGCAUUCCUUCGACCAGACUUCACAUCUUUGGAUGUAGUGACUUUCAGUGGAAGUGGUAUCCCUGCUGGAAUUAACAUCCCAAACUAUGAUGACAUUAGGCAAACAGUUGGAUUUAAGAAUGUCUCACUAGGAAAUGUUCUCUCUGUUGGCUCUGCAACUGAAAGGGAGAAGCUGACAUUUUUGCGUGAAGAAGAUAAGGAUUUAUUCAUAAAGUUCCGCAGUCCCUCUUUUGAAGUACAGGUCGGACUUCAUGAACUACUGGGCCACGGCAGCGGCAAACUGUUUGUACAGGAUGAAAAAGGGGCAUUUAACUUUGACAAAGAAACCGUCAUCAAUCCAGAGACUGGAGAGCUGGUCAAGAGUUGGUAUAAAACUGGUGAAACAUGGGACAGUAAAUUCUCAACCAUUGCUUCCUCCUAUGAAGAAUGUCGUGCAGAGUGUGUUGGCUUGUAUCUCUGCAUCAAUGAGGAAGUUCUACAAAUAUUUGGACAUGAGGCUCAGGAGGCACAAGAUGUUAUGUAUGUGAACUGGCUAAAUAUGGUGAGAGCUGGACUGAUGGGACUGGAGUAUUAUACACCAGAGACUGGCCGUUGGCGACAGGCUCACAUGCAGGCUCGCUUUGUCAUCCUUCGUGUCCUCUUGGAGGCAGGACAAAACUUUGUAACUAUCUCACAAAAAAUGGGAGCUGAUGGACGCCCAGAUGCACAAGUGACACUGGACAGGGAAAAGAUUCUGAGCGUGGGCCAUCCAGCCAUCCAACGGUUUCUGCUACGACUGCAGGUUUAUAAAUCCACAGCUGAGGUAGAACGGGCCCGGGAGAUGUAUGAUGGUUAUUCUGCUGUUACAGACGCUGACCCGUACCGAUUCCUAACCCUUCGUGACAUUGUCAUUUUAAGGAAGGAGGAACGAAAAUCUUUUGUGCAGAUAAACACACGACUCACAGGUGACAGUGUUGAUAUCCUACAGUAUGAGAGCAGCCCAUCUGGCUUGAUUCUUUCAGUCUUGCAGAGGUUCCCUGAUGAUGAGGAAGAACUGGAACGAGAGAUGCUUGAGCUUAGCUGUGCUGAUAGCCAGUUCUGGGUGCAACAGGGCAGUAGAUAAUGGCAAUAAAUGGUAUAGAUUAUGAAACUGAAGGAAUGGCACUACACUCUGCAUGUGUCCAUGAGCUAAUAUAAAACCACAGUUGAGGUUAAUGACAAUUCAUGGGUUAAUGCAGUUCUACUGUAGCUUUGUAUAAGGGUGGGCUAAGAUCCUGAGAUUCAGAACUUACAAACACAUAUCUCGGGAGCCAGAAACAUAAAUUUUCUUUUUCAUAAUAGAAAACUUAACUUUUAUAUCAUGCUAAACAGAUCAGGGUGAGUAGGACAUACUGUAUUGCUAACUGAAGUGGCACUUUGAGAUAAAAUAUUGUGGAAUAAAAUUGGAUCUAAUCUUAAUUAAACCAUUUUUAUAUUA
Xenopus laevis (African clawed frog) is the source of this 2634-nucleotide messenger RNA. It is a transcript of the gene dpp3.L, whose product is annotated as dipeptidyl-peptidase 3 L homeolog. Gene Ontology annotation, molecular function: metalloexopeptidase activity; zinc ion binding; dipeptidyl-peptidase activity. Lineage: Eukaryota; Metazoa; Chordata; Amphibia; Anura; Pipidae. The record is from RefSeq and is marked provisional. Gene Ontology annotation, cellular component: cytoplasm. Gene Ontology annotation, biological process: proteolysis.